CGCGGGGAUAAACCCCCAUACCGUUUCCCCUCAACACCACUGACAGCUCGACCUUGUUAGUCGCCGCUGGCCCAGCUUCAUUGUUUUCCUGCUCGCGUAGUCGUGACAGUGACGGGGAGUGAGAUUUCCCCUUCUUCUUAUUAAACAAGGAGUGAUGAUACAUUGCCUGUUUGUCUCAUUCAGGACCCGGGGAUUCGCGGCGGAGGGACAGCAGCAACGCAUUCUCAUUCAUCGAUGCUCACUUCAAGACCUAUGAGGCCGCUUCCCGGUCCUCAGAUCCUCACCUUUGCCCUCGAGAACUGGCCGCACAACUCGGGGCCCAUCACCAGAGCCAGCAAGCCCAAGGUCCGAACAGGAUGCAUCACUUGCAAACGACGCAGAAUCAAAUGCGACGAGACCAAGCCGUCCUGUCAGAACUGUCUCAAGCGCCGGGUAUCGUGUGAGGGGUACGAACUCAAACCGCCAAGAGCGUCCUCGCAACCACAGCAGUUCUUCCGAUCCAGCCACUCACCCAUACUGGUUGAGCCGAGCUACCAGGGCCUCGUCUUUACGACGCAGCUGCAAAAGGACCACUUCGAUCAGUGGCUGUCGUUCGCCGCCGACAUCCUCGUGUUCCCCUCGCAGCUCAUCACCGACACGAUCCCUCAGAUCGCCCGCUCGGACCUGGCGGUGCGGAAUGCCGCCUUCGCCAUCGGCGCGGCGGCGCUGGGCAGCAGCACUCGCGAGGAGCGCCUCGCGGGCAAAGGUCCUUACUAUGCGGAUGCUCUCGGGUAUUACAACCGCGCGUUGAAGCUGACCGCGAAGUCGCCUCCGACAGAGGAGACCUUUCCCGGCGUCUUGAUGACAUGCCUUUUGUUUUUCAUGUUCGAGGCCCUGCAAGGGGGCAGGAAAGCGGCGUUGACGCAUCUCAACCACGGCAACAACAUCCUCAAUCAGUACGAAAAGCGAGUCCACAACAGGCGUGAUCCUCUGGUCGCGGCAAUAGCCUCCAACUUCCAGCGCUUGACGCUGCAGUCAUGGAGUCACAACGGGGACCACCCAAAGGAGACUGAGGCACAGGCGCCAUGGUGCUGUCGGGGCCAGACGAGGCGGUAUGCGGUCGACGAGAUGCCGGACUCGUUCGGAUCCCUCGACGAGGCCCAUCGCUGGUGGGAGAUCACACAGCACCACGUCAUACACCACGCGCCCAUAUUGAUAGGGUUCCGUGUCGAAGGGACGGGAAACAAAGCACCUUCUUUCCCUGCGAACCAGAGUCUCCCGAUACCUCCAGAGCAUGUAAAAGGAUACAAUCGAUUCAUCAAGGCAUGGCGGGCCAGAUUCAAACCUCUGUUGGAGGCGCAGGAGGGGACGGAAAUGGAUGACCAGGAGCGUCUCAAGGCCCUCGGUUUGCGGAUUCACUCGACAUACUUGUCUGUCCCGAUCAUGACGGCAAACUACACCGACGCCGACGCCCUAACCCAGAUGACGCCCGUCUUCCGCGAAUACGUCGCCCUCAGCGAGGAGUUCCUACACCUCCAGAAACGGCUCACGAAACUGGAGGGCGAGAAAUUCACCGUGGACAGCAACAGCCCGACAUGGCCCCUCGGCGCGGCCGCCAUGCUCUGCGUCGACGGGGCUGUCAAGGCCGACGCCGUGCAACUCCUCCGUGGGUUCCCGCGGCGUGACGGUUUGUGGGACACACAGGUCUGGAUGAGCAUGAUGCAGAGCUACGAGUCGGCUAACAUCGUGAUCGCUGGCCGCGCCGGCGGCGAGAAGAAGGAGGCGCAGCACCUGUUCGAUGUGGAGGUUGUGUACGACGACAAGUCGGUGGCGUGGAUCAGGCAGGUGGAAGACCCGUCGAGUGCCAGUCCCGAGGAAUUGGAGUACAGAAUCAAUCUCCCGUGAGAGAUGGUGAAUAUAUUGCAGUUUCUCAUGACGUCCACCCAUCGGCUGUUCGUGACUGACGCAUUUGUGAAGCUAAUAAGGAUGGGCUGAGUUUCUUGGCAGUUAACACAUUUCGCUCAUUGUGUUUUUCUAGUCAUUUGUGAUUACUUCACUGCAAGGCGGCAGCACUCCUACAUGGACCGCAUCGGUG
Molecule: messenger RNA, 2074 nt
Organism: Colletotrichum destructivum
Lineage: Eukaryota; Fungi; Ascomycota; Sordariomycetes; Glomerellales; Glomerellaceae
Product: Putative zn(2)Cys(6) fungal-type DNA-binding domain, fungal transcription factor
Exons: 2
Coding region: 235-1884 (549 amino acids)
Biological process (GO): regulation of DNA-templated transcription
Molecular function (GO): zinc ion binding; DNA-binding transcription factor activity, RNA polymerase II-specific
Source: RefSeq, a predicted model, not a curated record